Molecule: messenger RNA, 1020 nt
Organism: Miscanthus lutarioriparius
Lineage: Eukaryota; Viridiplantae; Streptophyta; Magnoliopsida; Poales; Poaceae
Source: the annotation of a GenBank genome assembly
AUGGCGGUCGCCCACGCCUUCCACCAUGAUUCCCGCGCCAUCAGGCCAGCGCUGGAGAACGCGACGGCCACCGCGUCGGUCUUCCUCGCCGAGCACGACACCGCCGCCGGCUGCGGCCGCCUGCCGCUGCUGCCCGGCGCGGUGCAGCGCCAGGCUGCGGCUGGCAACACGGCGUUCAGCGACCCACGCAGCGAGCUCACCUGCAACAACAACAACUACGACGCCACUUGUUGGUCCGUCGUGCCCAGGAAGCGCGCACGGAUCAUGGAGGGGCACCGCGCGCUGCUGCCCGUGCCGCAGGCGUACGCGCCCGGAGGCGGAGAGGAUGCCCAGGGCAGCAGGGUGCUCUGCUCCGGCGCCGCGUCCACCAGCGGACGCCCGGCGGCGGCAGGCACCGCGGCGGUGUCGCAGUCGCAGCACGGCGUCCUGGCCCACCUCUACCGCCACAGAGUCGAGGUCGACGCGCUCGUCCGUAUCGAGAACGAGAGGCUGCGGGCGGGCCUGGAGGAGGCGAGGCGCCGGCACGUCCGGGCCGUGGUGUCGGCCGUGGAGCGCGGCGCCGCGCGGCGCCUGCGGGCGGCGGAGGCCGACCUUGCGCGCGCGCUGGCGCGCAAUGCGGAGCUCGGCGAGAGGGUCCGUGAGAUGGGCGCCGAGGGGCAGGCGUGGCAGGGCAUCGCCAGCGGCCACGAGGCGGUCGCCGCGGGUCUGCGCGCCACCCUCGAGCAGCUCCUCCUCCAGACGCCGUGCGCGGGAGCGGCUGACGAGGAGGGCCAGGGAGAGGUGGAGGACGCGCGGUCGUGCUGCUUCGAGCCGGAGCGGCAGGAAGGCGCGGCCGACGACGACAAGGCCCGUGGCAGUGGCACGAGGGCGGCGUGCCGGGCGUGCGGCGCGGCGGAGGCGUGCGUGCUGCUGCUGCCGUGCCGGCACCUGUGCCUUUGCGGCGGGUGCGAGGCGGUUGUCGAGGCGUGCCCCGUGUGCGCGGCCACCAAGAACGCCUCGCUCCACGUCCUCCUCUCCUGA